Aspergillus udagawae is the source of this 1782-nucleotide messenger RNA. Its product is annotated as FAD-dependent oxidoreductase. Gene Ontology annotation, molecular function: FAD binding; oxidoreductase activity. The transcript has 2 exons. Lineage: Eukaryota; Fungi; Ascomycota; Eurotiomycetes; Eurotiales; Aspergillaceae. The coding region runs from base 1 to 1782 and encodes 593 amino acids. The record is from RefSeq and is a predicted model, not a curated record.
AUGCCCGUCGCUAUGAAAAGUAUUUUGCUGGGCAUUGUCUUCGCUACAGCAGCGAUUGCUGCCCCCGAUUCACACCGCUGCCGAUGUCAACCCCAUCAACCAUGCUGGCCAUCACCACACGAGUGGAAUGCCCUCAACCGCUCGAUUGACGGCAAUCUGGUCGCAGUGCAGCCUGUUGCUGCGCCUUGUCACAAUAACCCCAACAGCACCGCCUGCCAGAAAGUCACGGCGCAAUGGUCAAACUCCGUCUGGCGCGCCGCUCAGCCCGGUGCCGUGCAAUGGGAGAACUGGGGUGCCUGGCCGGAGCACAAUGAGAGCUGUUAUAUCGAGACUGCGCCAUAUAUGCCGUGCAAGCAGGGGCGUAUCUCGCUCUACUCCGCCGUGGUCCAGAACACGCGACACAUCCAGGAGGCUGUCCGGUUCGCAAAGCGGCAUAACAUCCGUCUUGCGAUCAAGAACUCCGGUCACGACUUUCUUGGACGCUCGGCGGCUCCGAACUCACUUCAGAUAUUGACCAACCGAAUGAAGGGACUACAGCUAGUCGAUGAUUUUGUUCCAAAGGGGGCGCCGAAACAUAAAGGCGAGGGUCCGGCUGUAACGCUGGAUGCUGGGAUUAGUCUGCAGGAGAUGUAUGCUGCUCUCGGCAAGCGGAACAGAACGGUAGUGGGAGGCUCCGCUCACACUGUUGGGCCAACCGGAGGAUAUAUCCAAGGCGGCGGUCAUUCGUUCUUGAGCCCAUGGAAGGGGAUGGCGUCGGAUAAUGCCCUGGAGUUCAGUGUCGUCACGGCUGCGGGAGAUCUAGUCACUGCCAAUGCCUACCAGAAUUCGGACCUGUUCUGGGCUCUUCGAGGAGGUGGAGGAGGCACAUUUGGCAUCGUCACGCAAGUCACCGUUCGUACAUUCGAGGAGAUUCCUCUCGUCAUUACCUCCAUGAACAUCACCACGGCCGCCGGAGAUCCCGCGUUUUGGAACGCCGUGGCGGACUUUCAUGCUGCGCUACCGGCCGUGACGGACGCACGAGGAGGCGGGUACUACUGGGCGAUUCCCAAUCUGCCGUGGGAGAAGAAUCAGACCAUCUCCGUAUUGAGUUUUACGCAUUUCCAUGCCAACACCAGCAACACCGCCGAGAUUGACCAGGUCUAUCAGCCACUGUUGAAGAAGCUCAACGCGACUGCGGGCGUGUAUACUCAGUAUAGAUCCUUCCCCAUGCCCAGUUUCCACGAGUCCAUAACGAAGGUCUUGCUUGUCGGCGAUUCGGACGGGACAGGAUCAAUCUCCUUACUCUUCUCCAGGCUGUUCUCGAGAGACCUCCUCACCUCCAAGUACGGACCCCCCAGGCUCGCUUCUGCCAUGAGAAAUUUCCGCUAUGCACCUGGGGAAGCCGUCACCGGCAUGGUGGUGGGAGGCGGCACCGUGGCAGAGAAUGCAGGCAAAGUGGACAGUGCACUCAACCCGGCUUGGAGAAAGGCGGUUGUGCAUAUCGUGUACACCCGCAGUUGGAGUGCCAAAGCCACUCUGGCAGAGCAACAGGCCGUCAUCAAGAAUGUGACGGAUGUUGAGCUGCCAUUGCUGCAAGGAGUCGAGGGUGCGGACAAGAUGGGCGCGUAUGUGAACGAGGCCUUUGCCUACGAACCCAAUUUCCAAGAGUCCUUCUGGGGCAGUAAUUACCCUCGUUUGUACAGCAUCAAGCAGAAAUGGGAUCCGGCUGGUCUUUUCAUCGCGCGCAGGAUGGUCGGCAGCGAGGAUUGGGAUGAUCAGGGGCUCUGUCGGAUUGCGAAGUGA